CAAUUCACGCCGAAUUCUAUACCGCAUUAUGGAACAACUCUCGAUACAUUGUAUUCGGUACUGCUGACAAAGUUGUUAUAUAUGAUGGACAUUUUAAACAUAUACAAACAAUAUGUGUACGAGAAUUCUUGGUCGAUCUUGUUACAUCGCCGGAAUGUAAAGUAAUAUCCGUUGAAUUGUCAAAUACUCACGGACAGCUUGCUGUAACUAUCGAGUCAUACGUGCUCGUAUUCUGUCCUAACAAGCAAAGCGGCCAAGAUGAGACGCAAUGGAUAUUGAAUGCAAUAUUGAGACAUGACAGUCCCGUGUGUUCUACAUCAUGGAGUCUAAACUAUGAUAAACAUGAACUUUGGGUUGGAGGUGGGAAAAUCUCUUUGUGGAAGUGUGACAUUGAUGGAAAUACGACCUCAUCAUGGACAAAAGAAUACGAACGAAGUGUUGCUUCUAACGUAACACUCAUUAAGGUAUCGCCGGAUUCGUCUCUAGUCGCAACAGUAGGCAAGUAUGAUCGAAUGGUGAAGAUCUGGUGGCAAUCUCUGAAUAACGCGCGCGCGUACGAAUUUGAAUAUUUGAGUCAUCCGGGGGCUGUGACUAGUUUGAAUUGGAGACUCGGAACAGAUGAAAUGAGGACACCCGGCCAGAAUACUCUAUUUACAAUGUGCAGAGAUGGUAUUUGUCGAAUAUGGUCAUCUACCAACCCGGAAGAACCUUGCGUUUUAUAUGUAGCCGCUGUUAUCGAUCCCAAUAAUGAGGUAUUGGCUACUCCCAUACAUUGGAUACAUGCAGCCGAGUUUGUUAGCGCAGUACGAUUGGCGUUGGACGCAUUGGAAGGAGAGGGGCAAAAUGGAGUCGGAAAUUUAGUGAGACGGCUAACAAGUUUGGCCAACAAUACACCGGACUUGAUGUAUCAAGUACAAAAAGAUGGAAGCAUGAUAAUAUGGGCGAUACAGAACUUGAAUGCUAGGCCACGGCGUAUAGUCAGGGUCCUUGUUUUGCUGCGAAUGGCACAAGCUCUUUUCCCACUGGAUGCAGUCUAUUUCUCGGGCAGUGUGUCGGUGUACCAUGAUCAUUCAGGAUUGAAAACAAAAUCUACAAUAUUCCCAGCAGACUUGACUCUUAUAGCGCAGAGUCCUCAUGGUCGUAUCAACUGCUAUACCAUAAAUUUGACCGACUUUUUCGAUAGCACACGACCGACCACACGAUUGUAUUUAAAGCACUCAAUGACUGGACAUCAUAGCGAUGUGGUGGAUAUUAUAAAGGCACCAGGAACAGACAAUCUGGCUUCUAUUGCAAAAGAUGGAGAAGUCAUUGUGUGGGAUACAGAGACGCCGAGGUUUGGCGCACGAGUAAGUCAGGGCAUGGUAGAGAGAUCGCCAGUAUGGCUGGAUUCUAAAAUCAAGUUGGCAUGUUUAUUACCUGGAG
Messenger RNA from Paraglomus occultum, 1422 nucleotides. The record is from the annotation of a GenBank genome assembly. Lineage: Eukaryota; Fungi; Glomeromycota; Glomeromycetes; Paraglomerales; Paraglomeraceae.